Molecule: messenger RNA, 1986 nt
Organism: Penicillium oxalicum
Lineage: Eukaryota; Fungi; Ascomycota; Eurotiomycetes; Eurotiales; Aspergillaceae
Product: putative PHD and RING finger domain protein
Exons: 2
Coding region: 1-1986 (661 amino acids)
Source: RefSeq, a predicted model, not a curated record
AUGUCCGACACUUGUAUUGUUUGCCUAGGAGACCUUGGCGAAAGCGCCAGUGACCCUCUCGCGGUCGAGCCGGUGCCAAGACUCGAUCUCCACGAUGCUGCUGACCCAGCGGCUAAGGCCCCGGCGCCCGAUGACGAUGAAAGCUCGGGCGAGAUAGCCCAGUUGCUCCCCUGUGGACACAUACUGCACAACGUAUGCUUGAAGCCCUGGGUAGAACGGGCGAACAGUUGUCCAAUAUGCCGCCGCAACUUCAACAUGGUUGAGUUGAAGGCCCGGCCCGGCGGUCCUGUCACAUCAUCGUAUGCUGUCCAAGACCGAGUCCAGGUCGCCGAAAUCGACCCGUCCAUGGUGGUCGACUACAUCGAUGACGACUUCGUCGACUAUCAACCUUGCACAAUAUGCGGGGAGUGUGACAAUGAAGACGUUCUCCUCCUGUGCGACGGCUGUGAUGCUCCCUCUCACGUGUAUUGUCUGGGGCUAGAUGGAGUGCCUUCGGGGGCGUGGUACUGCGACACGUGUGAAACACAACGUGCAAUCGAACCUGCUUCAGAGGGGCCUGGUCGACAGUCCCGUACGAGUGAUCGCAGGGACAGCCGCACUCGGGGACAGCAGCGUCUGGUACGAAGCAGGAAUCAGGCGAGUUCUUUGCACUGGGCUCGUGUGUGGCAAGCCGUGUGGGAUAAUCUCAAUUUCGAUUUAGAUUUCCCAUUCGAUGACGACCGCGCUGCACAACGUGUGCUGCAGCAACGGCGACGCGAAGAGGCAAACCAGCGCGAGUUUCGUGCCUGGCAACGCCGAUUCGAGGUCGCGGAGCGACAGGGCGGGGGGCAUCGUUUUCGUGACAGUGCUCCCCUUUUUGACAUUGAGUCGGCCCGACCCUCACGUCCGCGGGCGCCUAGAAAUCCCACACCUGAGCCGGAGUCUCUUGAAGAAAUGCGAGCUUGGAACGCAUUCGAAAGGGCUCGUGAAAUCGAAAAUAACCCCAGUGCUGCUCGUAAACGCAAGGAGCCAACACUGUCACCCUCGCCUGAGCCCUCAGAGCCCCAGCGUAAACUCAAGAGGCCACGUACGAGGCGACCUCAGGAACUCGCCGCCAUCGCGCAACGCAACGGGGAGUCAUCAAGAGCGGCCAGUGCAAGUGGUGGUAUAGGAGGCGGCAGCAGCUCCGCUGGUAGCACGAGCUCGACUGCGCAAUCUUCUGGGACAAAUGCUCGGUUGAAUGGAGAUCAUUCAGCGGAACCCAGCUUCCUUUCGUCUUUGUUAAAAGAAGUCGAAGAUGCAUCCGCCACUGAGCGUACUACGCCUCUCAUGCCACCGGCUCCAACAUCCAUUGCCCCCGCCGAGCUCGUCUCCCCGCGACCCUCCUCCCCAACGACAUCUGCCAUGUCUUCCCACCAGUCCUCUCCGCGUCUCUCCUCUACCACUCCCCCACCUUUUCCACGCAGCCGCCCCUUGUCUCCUCUUCGGCUAUCCUCUCCCGUUCAACCUUCAUCCCCUUCCUUCUCACCCCAGGUCUCAUGCUCCGGGAGUCCCCUCUCCCCGGCUCCUACCAAGCCAUCCUCGUCAUCGUCGGACGAGUCGCAUCGCCCUCGCUCUCGUAUCCCACGAUCAGCCGGUGAGAGAACCCGACCUCGACCUGCACAAGUGUCAUCUAGCAGUGCGGGUCCUGCCUCCGAUGUGAAAUCGGAAAUUCGAGGCAUGGUCAGUACCGCGCUGAAGCCCCAUUAUCGCUCCAAGACCAUCUCCCGGGAACAGUAUACCGAAACCAAUCGCACAAUAUCGCGCAUGCUUUAUGGACGUGUCGGGCAGGCUCAGACACUUAGUCCCGAGGAUCGCGCAGAUCUGGAAAACACUGCCAACUUUGAGGUCCAGAAGACGGUUGGUGUGAUACACAAGAAGAACAAAGAGGACCGGCAGAAGCAGAAACAGAAACAGAGACAAAACAAGACCAUCCGAUCUGCCGCCUCAGAAGAUGAGAUCCCAUGA